Messenger RNA from Boeremia exigua, 427 nucleotides. RefSeq lists its product as uncharacterized. The coding region runs from base 16 to 384 and encodes 122 amino acids. The record is from RefSeq and is a predicted model, not a curated record. NCBI's taxonomy places the organism in Eukaryota, Fungi, Ascomycota, Dothideomycetes, Pleosporales, Didymellaceae. The transcript has a single exon.
GAGCUCUUGAUAGAUAUGGAGAAAGACGGCAUAAUCAUUGAAGAGCUCUGGGAUGUGGCUGGGAGCCUGCAGGUAUGUAUGGGCGAUUGGGACGCUCGUGUUCGUCCAGGAUGGGAUAUUCGAAUGCACGCACGGGCAACGCUAGAGACACAUUGUCUAGACAACAGCAGCGACAGCGAUGGUUCUGAGAACAUUUCAGGCCAAUGGGUUGAAGAAAUUCUCGAUCAGUAUCAAGAAGAGUGGUGCCUUCCAAGAUGGAGGGCCAAAGUUGAGCAACAAGAAUCGAUGAGCAUCGUCAUGCAGGAACCAUCUUAUUUAAUGCUCGCACUGGGUUGCGUAUUGAUGGUAUUUUUCACAGUCGCGAUCGUCGUGUACACUGCUUGAUACCGAGCUCAUGAGAGGGUGCUCAGGUGAAGCAAAGCAAAGC